Messenger RNA from Ananas comosus (pineapple), 2803 nucleotides. RefSeq names its product G-type lectin S-receptor-like serine/threonine-protein kinase At2g19130. Bases 237 to 2621 code for a protein of 794 amino acids. Gene Ontology annotation, molecular function: protein serine/threonine kinase activity; ATP binding. The transcript has 2 exons. NCBI's taxonomy places the organism in Eukaryota, Viridiplantae, Streptophyta, Magnoliopsida, Poales, Bromeliaceae. Gene Ontology annotation, biological process: protein phosphorylation; recognition of pollen. The record is from RefSeq and is a predicted model, not a curated record.
CGCUAGUAACGGCCGGUGUCAUAAACAGUUUCAAAUUCUAAAACAGUAAGAAUGUAUCAUCCUACUUUUUAUAGAAUGGUCUGAGCGAGGCUACCGCACCGCCCACGGCAAGAGUGAAAGGAGAACAUGGCAUUUAAGGAGCCCAUCAACCUCCUCACUUUCUCCACUUCCUUCUCUCUCACCCACCAUCUUUAUAUCUCUCUCCGUCUCUCUGUAAGAGCUUUUCACUUGUAGCCAUGGCUUCUUCGCUUUCCUUUCUCCUCCUUUUCUCCAUUUUCCACUCGCUCGAGCGCUCCGUUCUCUCCUCUGCAAUAUCAUCCGACUCCAUCUCCUUCAACAGCUCUCUCUCCGGAGCCCAAACCAUAGUCUCCAAAGGUGGCAACUUUGCGCUGGGGUUCUUCCAUCUAGCAAACAGAGAGGCGCCCAUCUCUGAUCCCAGCUCCUCCGAGCUAAAAAUAUCCAAAGAAGGCAAUCUCAUCCUCACAAACCAGUUCAAAACCCAUAUUUGGUCCACUAACAUAACCUCUGCGACCUCUAACUACGCCACCGUUGCUGAGAUCCUGGACACUGGGAACCUGAUUCUGAGAGACGGGUCCGAGCCGUCUAAGGUUUAUUGGCAGAGCAUUGACCAUCCGAGUGACACGUGGCUCCCCGGGGGCAAGCUUGGGAGGAACAAGGUGACAGGGGAGAGGCAGAGGUUGACCUCAUGGAGGAACUCCGAGGACCCUGCUCCGGGGAUCUUCUCCCUUGAGACUGACCCAAACGGGACUAGCCAAUAUUUUAUCUUCUGGAACCGCACUAAACCAUUUUGGACGAGCGGGGAGUGGAAUGGCGAGAUAUUUGCUGCAGUCCCUGAGAUGACCCCACAUUAUAUCUACAACUUUGAGUAUGUAAACAAUGCAAAUGAGAGCUACUUCACCUAUUCUCUUCAAGAUGACAAGCUCAUCUCCAGGCUUGUUUUGGACCUCUCGGGCCAAAUAAAGGAGCUAACUUGGAUGGAAAAUGCCCAGGAGUGGAUCUUGUUUUGGUCCCAACCAAAACAGCAAUGCGAUGUCUACGCUCUCUGCGGGCCCUUUGGAAGGUGUGAUGAGAACAGCUUCCCCUACUGCAGCUGCAUGAAGGGCUUCAGCGAGGCUUCUCCGAGUGACUGGGCAUUAAGAGAUUGGAGCCGUGGAUGUAAGAGAAACACUUCAUUGCAGUGCAGUAGCAAUAGCACUAGUUUAUCGGGAAGUGAGAAGAAAGAUAAGUUCUUUCUGAUGUCCGAUGUGAGCUUACCUGCGAACCCACAUUCUUUGGCAGUUGGUAGCAUUGAAGAUUGUGAGUUAGCUUGCUUGAAGAAUUGCGUGUGCACUGCUUACUCUUACAGUGGGGGGUGUAAUGUUUGGUACGGAGGUUUGCUUGAUUUGCAGCAAAAUUCGAGCGGAGAGACUCUCUACCUCCGGUUAGCUUCUUCGGAGCUCCCGAAUUCUGGAACCAAGAAAGGAAAGACAAUCAGAGUACUGCUUGGCUCAGUUCUCGGCAUUUUAGCUUGCAUAGCACUUGUAUCAUCCCUUGGUUGGCUGUACAAUAGGAGGCACAAGAUCACAGUUACGAAAUCGGCAGAGGGUAAUCUAAUCGCAUUUACAUACAAUGACUUGAAGAGAAUGACCAAGAACUUCUCCGAGAAGUUAGGGGGAGGAAGCUUUGGUUCCGUAGCCAAAGGAACACUGCCUGACUCCACCGCCAUAGCGGUAAAGAGAUUUGAAGGUCUUCUUCGUAUAGGGGAGAAGCAGUUCCGGAACGAAGUGAGUACGAUCGGCACAAUUCAGCACGUGAAUCUGGUUCGCCUUCAUGGGUUCUGCUCCGAAGGCGACAAUAGGCUGCUCGUUUAUGAAUACAUGCCAAAGGGAUCUUUAGAUACGCAGCUUUUCCGAAGAAACUCGGUGGGUACCGUACUAGAUUGGAAAACAAGGUACCAAAUUGCCCUUGGAGCUGCAAAAGGAUUGGCUUACCUUCAUGAGAAGUGUAGAGACUGCAUAAUACACUGUGACAUCAAGCCAGAGAACAUUCUCUUGGAUGAUUUGUUUGUUCCUAAAGUCGCAGAUUUCGGCCUUGCAAAGCUUCUAGGGAGGGAUUUCAGUAGGGUUCUCACCACAGUGCGAGGAACCAUUGGCUAUCUCGCGCCCGAGUGGAUUUCAGGAGUGGCCAUUACCGCAAAAGCCGAUGUUUAUAGCUACGGAAUGGUGCUUCUUGAAAUAAUAUCCGGAAGAAGAAAUGUUGUUAAUUCAGAAGAUGGAAGUGCCAGCUAUUUCCCUUUAGAAGCUGUGAGGAAAGUUAACGAAGGGGAUGUUGUCAGCUUGUUGGAUGAUAGAUUGAAGGGUGAGGCUGAGUUCGACGAGCUCGAUCGUGCUUGUAGAGCUGCUUGUUGGUGCAUCCAGGAUAGCGAGAUAUACCGGCCGUCGAUGGGGCAGGUUGUUCAGAUUCUGGAGGGCGUAGUCGAAGUUGGAUUUCCGCCUAUUCCGAGGUCUCUUCAGCUUCUUGCAGAGAAGCCAGGGAGCAUGGGUUUCUUCUCAGAGCUUUCCUCGCUGCAAAGUAAUCCAACCCAACCUGAAAGCACUUCUUCAGCAAGCUCAAAGGGAUAGAAUCUGAAUUUUAUUGUCUUUCUGUUGUCUUUAGUUGAAUAAUUAAGCUACAUGUUUAGAAGCUGAAUGUAGCUUGUAAUCGCACUCUGUUAUAGUGUGUACUGUAUGCGGCAUAAAGGGAAAUUAUCAUUUCCUUGCUAAUCAGCUUGAGAACUGUCAUUUUGUGUUGUAAUUUUGAUCAA